Scomber japonicus (chub mackerel) is the source of this 4578-nucleotide messenger RNA. It is a transcript of the gene smchd1, whose product is annotated as structural maintenance of chromosomes flexible hinge domain containing 1. NCBI's taxonomy places the organism in Eukaryota, Metazoa, Chordata, Actinopteri, Scombriformes, Scombridae. Gene Ontology annotation, biological process: double-strand break repair. The record is from RefSeq and is a predicted model, not a curated record.
AUGGAGGUGGGAGUGGUAGUAGUGGUGGAGGAGGAGGUGGUAGUAGUGGUGGAGGAAGAUGGGAGUGGAGGUGAUGGACGAGGUGGAGGAAGGUGGUGGUGGUGGAGGAAGAUGGGAGUAAUGGAGGUGGGAGUGGUAGUAGUGGUGGGAAUGGUGGGAAUGAUAGUGGUUGUGGAAAUGGUGGGAGUGGUGGAGGAGGAGGGAGGAAGGUGGGAGUGCAGGGAAAUGGUGGAGGUGAUGGAGGAGUUUUUCAUCCAGCCACAUGAAACAUUUGUGGUGUCAACGACAGACAGAGCCGUCCUGGAUUAUGACACAUUUGCUGCCCUCGAGGACGGCUGCACCCUCUACUUGUUUCGGCAGGAGGGUCAAGCUCUGCCGGCGGCCCGGGAGGAGACCAUCACGUUCCAGCCUCAUUACGAUACGCUGAUCCAGAGCGGCACGUACGAGUACUACGCUAGCAAUGACAAGAACUCAUUACCUUAUGCGCUCGCUGAGUUGAUUGACAAUUCUCUGUCAGCCACAGCUAAAAACCCGGGUGUGAGGACAAUAGAGAUCCGAAUGCUGUUUGAUGAAACUCUCGGUAAACCUGCAGUGAUCGUGUUAGAUAACGGGCGCGGGAUGACUUCUAAGCAGCUCAAUAACUGGGCAGUUUACAGACUCUCUAAAUUUCUCAGGGACGACGGCAAAUCUGCAAGCAAUGACGAGAAGUACAUACGGCCCGAUCAUGUCCCUCGUAGUCUCAACAGUGACAUAUCCUACUUUGGAGUUGGAGGAAAACAGGCUAUUUUCUACAUCGGAAACUCAGUCAGGAUGAUCACCAAGCCCGUCGGCUCCCCAGAUGUUCAUGAGAUGGUGAUGUCUAAAGAGGACUUUGAGGAGAAGGAGAGGAACAACGAGGACAUCUACAAAGGGACGAUCAAGAACAGGAAGCCCGGUGAUUCUUCACAUGUGAAAAAGAGUGGGGAGAGUUUCCUCCGUGAUCUCAUCGCCGAGGAGUCUGGGAAACAGAGUUUCACCGCCGUCGUCAUGACGGGAGUUCUGCCCGAUCACGUGACUUUUCUCAAACAGGACUUCAGCGUUUGGACCCGAGAGCUCGCUCACAUAUAUCAUUAUUACAUUCAUGGAGUCAAUGGAAACGACCUGAAAAGAAACUCCACCAACUCGAAUCAAUCCUCUAAAAUUGACAUUCAGGUGACUCUGCGGGAGAAGCCCAACAAGUUGCCUCGUGUGAUGAACCUCCGGGAAGUCGAGGACGACAUGCAGACUCUGUACAUCAACGCCACCGCAGACACGUUCGAGUUUCACAUCUCGACCGUCGGCAGCGGCAGAGUGGAGGGACUCAUUCGGUAUCACCCUUUCCUCUACGACAGGGAGACUUACCCCGAAGAGCCACACACUAUGCUCGCGCCCGUUGAUGACGAGAGUGACGAUAACGAGUCCGGAGACGUGCAGCAAGCGAGAGGGAAGAGACCCGUGUUUGAAUGUUUCUGGAACGGACGACUUAUUCCUUACACCACCGUCCCUGAGUUUGAGUGGUGCGCUCGGCCCAAAGGAAGCUCCAAGCUGCCUCCCGAGUGUUACAGCCGCUUCUCGGGCGUGCUCUUCACCAACGACACGUAUAAGGUCAGCACCAACAAGCUCACCUUCAUGGACCUGGAGCUGAAACUGAAGAGCAAUGAAUCCAUCUUCACACGUGUUGUGAACGGACAGAAACAAAGAGUUAACAUUAAGUCUGAGUUUACCAAGUGGCUCCAAAACUGUCACGAUAAGCUGGACAAGCAAACCGAGUUCCUGCGCUUCAAGGAAACAAUAACACGACCAGACGUUCCUACGAAGAAAAUGCAGUUCCCCUGGGCGACUUUCUCCUCCAUCGAAUUUGGCGGCAAAAAAUACCAAACAGGCCAACUUGUGAAGUCUCAGAAAACUCAGCCCAUUUUUAAUGGGACGGUGAUUCGGUUUUUGCUGUUUGGAAAUCACGACAGAGAUGUCUUUGCCACAGGAGGAGACGUUGAAGUGACGCUAGAACCCAAAGAGCUUUACGACACAACCAGGAUCAUACCCAUAUCCAAGAUCGACAAGAACGCCACUGUUGAGGCCAUCAAGGAAAACAUCGAGAAGGAUCGCGCCAGACUCCCAGAGUUGCUGAGAGUGGACUGGCCUCAAGGCGUCCCUUGGCCCCAGAAGGCUGUGCGUCCAGCUGGGUCUUCGUUAGGACCGAUCAAAGUUGAGAUCCUGAACAAGAACGGAGAGUCGAUAUCCAGGAUGCCGUCAGUGAGUCAGGGAACGGUGAGAAAGCUGGGCAUCGAGCUCAAACUAAACCAACACGAGAAUCUGAGAAGCCUGGGGAGGUACAGCUUGUGUCUGAACACGGUGAUAAACGAGGGGAAGGAGAGUAAAGCUACGGUCUUCGGAGGCAAACCGCUCCCAAGCUUCCAGCUCAGCUUCACCAUCACAGCGGGUAACGCUGAGAGCUUCACGGUUGGAGCAGUGAGAACCUCUCUGCAGGUCGGAGUCCCGUUCGACAUUCCUCUGGAGAUAAGAGACGGCUAUGACCACCCAACGAAGCCUCCUCAGGACCUCAGACCUGAACUCAAAUGCAGUGGCCUGGAGCUGAGUUACGAGGCGGUGGACUGCAGUGAGAAGACAUUCACCAUCAGAGGCGUCAAAGCAAAAGGAAAAGUCCAGAAUUACCAACAAUCAAAGGUGCCGUCUCUCCCAGCAGUGAACGCUGACUGCAGCAGCACUGGAGCUGGACAGCUUGUCACAAAGCCCAUAAAUCUCUUAAUUAUCAAAGGAGAACCACAACAACUCAAAGUCAAAUUUGACCUGCUGGGUUGGAAGAAUGUAUCGCCGGUGGAGAGAGAGCUGACCGUGCUGCCGAGCACCAGAGUGUCCCGGAUGGAGCUGUGCUGCCAGAAUGAAGAGAAUCUGGUCUUGAAGAAUAAGGAAAAGAUUGAAUGGUUGGCUGGAGGCGUGCUGGAGAACCUGUUCUACAAACUGUACGAUGAAGCUGGCAGAGAAGUCUCGCUCACUGCUGAAAUAGCCGCCACGAUCAAGGUUAACUGGACAGACGAUGUAAACCUUAAAGAUCUGGUUCGGGGGAAGCUGCCGGAUAUACAGGUUCCUACUCAGGUGCAGCUGAAGAAGACUUCUGCUGCACCUACCAACUUCUACCAAGUUUCCUACAACAAACAGGAUGUGUCAGCCUCCUUUACUAUUACGCCUCGUCCAGAUGAACCAACCCGGCUAAAAGCAACGUUGCCUCAAAACACGAUGAGGCUGGGAGAAACUCUCCCUGGAAACAUCAACCUUGAGCUUGUGGAUCAGUACGAUAAUGUAACGAAGACGCUGACCUCCGCCUGCGUGAAGGAUUUCUCUGUGGAGGCUGAAGGUCUGGACAAGUCAGCCGUCACCUUCACAUGGCAGGGGAGCAGCGGUUCUGUCGUAUUGACGGGGGUUCGGUUCCAGUCUGGGACCCUCGGCUCCAGAGAAAUCAUCUUCAGCUAUAAGAGCUACGUGGAGCGAGUCAUCGUGGAGGCGACGGCCGGAGUUCCUACGCAGUUUAAACUCAUCAGUGGACCAGAGAUGCCUUUGCAGGUGUUGAACGACCAAGGCAUCCCCACAGCGUUCGUCAUCCAGCUGUGUGACGAGUGGGGAAACCCCUCCCCAGACCAGAGAGUCGUGGUGGAGUUACGGCCUUCACCUCCAGCGCUGAAGGUGCGGACAUCUGUAACUUCACAACCUGUGAACGCAGAGGGAAAAGCUUCUUUCAUUGUUGAGAGUGUGAGCGGACCAAAGGGGUACUAUCAGCUGGAGUUUGUAGCUUCCUUCAACAAGAGGCCCAUCAAUAGUCCUGCAGUGAAUCUCACCGUCAUCCCAAACCCCAACAAACCUGUCAGGCUGUCAGUGGAGUACGACACCAGCGCUACGUUCACUGCUGGAGGCGUCUUCCCUGUUUUCUCUGUGACCGUUGUGUCUGAUGAAGGAAGCCCGAUUACGACUUUUAACCCCGCCGCUGCGUCCAUGUUCCUGUGGAUGGGAACGCCAUCAGGAGGAACGCCUCCACUAACGGUUCCUGAACUGAAACCGAGUAAACCGAGAGUGAAUGAAAAGAAGGACCGUUUUCACUUCAGAGAUAAAGAGAUCCCAGUUAAAGCUGGAGAAUACGUCCUCCAGUUUUCUCUGCUUGUUGAAACAGAAAACGUCCUGUACAGUGAUCAGAUCACUAUAAACGUCGGGGCCCAUGAACCGGUCAAACUGGGACCAGACGUUGAGCCUCCCUCUCCAGUUGUUUCCUACACUAAGGACAUUGCCAACCGAACCUUGGUGGAGAACAUGACUCUGAGGAUAACGGAUUUAUACGGAAACACAGCGGGGCAGGAUCUAGAGGGGAAAGUGGUGGUUUCUAUAAAGAGUCCUGAUGGCGACAUGAACAACAGAAGUCUCCCUUUGUUUGAGGGCAAAACCAACAAGUUUCAAUUCUCCCUGAGGAAAGGAAAGAUCCACAUCCCUGUGAGUCACCAUGACAUCUACAGCACGCAUCAUCAUACUGCUGUACACCAGGCGUGUCAAACAUGA